Leptinotarsa decemlineata (Colorado potato beetle) is the source of this 1614-nucleotide messenger RNA. Its product is annotated as lysosomal dipeptide transporter MFSD1. Gene Ontology annotation, cellular component: lysosome. NCBI's taxonomy places the organism in Eukaryota, Metazoa, Arthropoda, Insecta, Coleoptera, Chrysomelidae. The record is from RefSeq and is a predicted model, not a curated record. Gene Ontology annotation, biological process: transmembrane transport. Gene Ontology annotation, molecular function: transmembrane transporter activity.
AUAGUGAUGGAUUGAGGUUAGGUUUGGAUUAGAAUGCAUCAAAAAUUUGAAAUCAUAUGAUAUAAAUGAUAACACAUAGCACAACACAGUAACCUACAAAGUUAUGGUGGUUAUUUGAUGAGUAAUGUUUAAUAAAUAUUGGAAUACAAUAGAAAUUAGAUCGAAAUAACGUGAUUGAUAAGUGUUUUUUCGAGUUGAGGUUUUUCACUUCAUCCUAAUAACUCAAUUUCUUACAAUUUAUUAAACAACUAUGGAAGGUGGAUCAAGUAUACAAGAUGCUGAUACCACAAUUUCAGGAGAAGAUGAAAGACCCAAGGGGUUUUUCAAUUUUUUUUGCCAUCCUCUGGGCACAGGACAUAGAUUUGUAGCCUUGAUUUUUAUGUGUUUUCUCAGCUUUGGUUCCUAUUUUUGUUAUGACAAUCCAGCCGCAUUGCAAGAUUACCUUAAAAAAGAUCUCAAUCUCACCGAGACUCAAUAUACUGCAUUAUAUUCAGUAUAUUCCUGGCCUAAUGUGGUUCUUAAUGUUGUGGGAGGUUUUUUAAUUGACAGCAUAGGCGGUGAAUCCCUGACAGUUGCCCAAAAUAAUUAUGCAGUACUCUGGUUCAGAGGUAAGGAACUCAACAUGGUCUUCGGACUGCAACUUAGUUUCGCAAGGGUUGGUAGCACAGUCAACUUUUUGGUUAUGGAAUCCCUUUAUAACUAUGUGCUUGACAAAAAUAGUAAUGGACAGCAAGUUCUUGGAAUCGUCCUAUUCAUCUCUUGUACAACGUGUUUAUUCUCCUGGUUUUGCUCUAUUAUUAUGGGAAUAUUUGACAAAAGAGUAGAAAAAGUUACAAGGAGGAACGAAACUGUGUCAGGAGAAGUUGUAAAGAUAACAGAUGUCAAAGAUUUUAAAGCAAGUUUCUGGCUAGUUUGCGUCAUUUGUGUCUUGUUUUAUUGCGCAAUUUUUCCUUUCAUCACAAUCGCUAAGGAAUUUUUCAAGGACAAAUUUAAUUUCUCCCAACAAGGUGCCAAUACUUUAAGUAGUAUUAUUUACAUCAUAUCGGGUGUCUCGUCUCCAAUACUGGGUCUUAUAAUAGACAAAAUUGGAAUGAACAUCACUUGGAUUUUUGUAGGUAUUUCUGUCACCAUGGGAGCACAUGCUUUAUUAGCCUUUACAGUUCUUACCCCAUAUAUCGGAAUAGUAAUCAUGGGUAUGUCCUAUUCAAUUUUAGCAAGCAGUUUAUGGCCUUUGGUGUCCAUGAUCAUACCGGAAUAUCAGCUAGGUACAGCCUAUGGAGUUGCCGGAUCAUUUCAGAAUUUGGGAUUGGCGCUAUUCUCAAUCUUUACAGGACUUAUAGUGGACAAUUUGGGAUAUGAAGCAAUAGAAAUAUUUUUCAUUUGCAGUUUGGCCGGUGCCUUAAUAUCUACUGGAAUAUUGUGGAAGUUGGAUAAAUCUAGAAAAGAAGGAUUGAACAUGACUCCUGGCAAUAGAAUAAGACAUCUACAGACAAUUAGCGAAAAUGAAUCCAAGAAAGGGUCUCUUAGGAAAUUUUCUAAUGUUAUUAUUUAAAACCAUUACAUUACCCAUUACAAAUGUUGAUAUCAUUUUAAACAGAUCUCAACCAAACAACA